AUGCCGACACUGCUUGCCCCUGAUGCGCCUCCGAGCCUUGCAGUGGAGGUGGUGCCAAAGAGAAAGAGAAGGAGGAUGCAGCAAGAAGAGCCACGCUUUCAUGAUCCUGGUGUCCUUCUGGAGGCUCCAAACACAGGGGAGCGCAACUCGUAUCGCAUGGCGUUGGUGCACCCGCUCCGGCACCGCGAUCUCAUCGGUUCGAGGCUUCGGAUGGGCGCCUGCCUGGAUGCUCGACUCGAGCUGGUUGCAAGAUCCGUUUGCCUCACCCUUGGUGUGAAGAUGGAUGGCCAGCCCGCUUCAAGGGCAGCCACAAAGCUCGUGCUCCGCACGCUACGACUGGCUCGCGCUUUUGGCUUGAGGUAUCCCCGGGGACUGCCACGCAAGCAGGAUGAACCCGUGGUGUACAUCAACUGGACGUCGAAGGGCACACAACACGAAGAGGUGCUUGCUCAGUGUGUAGAUGCGGGCCCGCGUCCGACGAGGCUGUGCAGUCGGAGGAGCUGGCUAAUCCAAGCGUGCGUCUCGAUUUUGUCACUGCUGUCGUGUCAGGAGGUACUCUGUUUCCCCGGAGGUGCCACUCAGGCCGUCUUGAAGUGGAGGGACUUCAUUGUGGACUCUGUUCACGCAGCUGUUGAGGCAGCAUUGCUCUCCGCGUUGCAUCGGCUUCCCUUUGGCGCGGGCAUCAUCAAGGAAGAACUGCCCCUUUACAUGGAGACCCUUCUCGAGUUUUAUGAGGAGCUGAUGGCACUUGGCGAUGCGGACGAAGGCAGUGACUUGGAAGUGGUGCGCUGCCGCAGUUGGCGAAUCAAGUUUAAGCUCUCUUCCCCAUGA
Molecule: messenger RNA, 831 nt
Organism: Symbiodinium natans
Lineage: Eukaryota; Dinophyceae; Suessiales; Symbiodiniaceae
Source: the annotation of a GenBank genome assembly